Molecule: messenger RNA, 4050 nt
Organism: Sinocyclocheilus grahami
Lineage: Eukaryota; Metazoa; Chordata; Actinopteri; Cypriniformes; Cyprinidae
Product: diacylglycerol kinase delta-like
Exons: 27
Coding region: 34-3327 (1097 amino acids)
Biological process (GO): phospholipase C-activating G protein-coupled receptor signaling pathway
Cellular component (GO): plasma membrane
Molecular function (GO): ATP-dependent diacylglycerol kinase activity; protein binding
Source: RefSeq, a predicted model, not a curated record
UUCUUCUAGACGAUUUUAAAAGAGGGAAAGUUGAUGAAACAGACAAAUUUUCAGCGCUGGAAGAGACGUUACUUUAAACUGCGGGGAAGAACGCUGUACUACGCUCAGACAGCCAAGUCAAUUAUUUUUGAUGAAGUGGAUCUGACGGAUGCCAGCGUAGCAGAAUCAAGCACGAAGAACUUUAACAAUAGCUUUACUGUAAUCACUCCGUGUCGUCGGCUGGUUCUGUGUGCGGAAAACAGGAAAGAAAUGGAGGAGUGGAUCGCAGCGCUGAAGAGUGUUCAGAACCGAGAACACUUUGAGUCCACUCAGCUCAGUAUGGAUCAUUUCUCUGGGAUGCAUAACUGGUACGCCUGUUCUCACGCUCGCCCCACGUACUGUAACGUCUGUCGGGAGGCUCUGUCUGGAGUCACGUCUCACGGACUGUCCUGCGAAGUGUGUAAGUUCAAGGCUCACAAGCGCUGUGCGGUCAGAGCCACUAAUAACUGCAAAUGGACGACCCUGGCCUCAAUCGGCAAAGACAUACUGGAGGAUGAGGAUGGGAUCUCGAUGCCUCAUCAGUGGCUGGAGGGGAAUCUUCCCGUCAGUGCCAAAUGCACUGUGUGCGACAAAACCUGCGGCAGCGUCCUGAGACUGCAGGACUGGCGCUGUUUAUGGUGCAAAGCCAUGGUGCAUGCUGGGUGCAAAGACCAGCUCUCGCCGAAGUGCCCGCUGGGUCAGUGUAAAGUCUCAGUGAUUCCACCCACCGCCCUCAACAGCAUCGACUCAGACGGGUUCUGGAAGGCGACGUGUCCUCCGACCUGCACGAGCCCGUUGUUGGUGUUUGUGAACAGUAAAAGUGGAGAUAAUCAGGGCGUGAAGUUCCUGCGGCGCUUUAAGCAGCUGUUGAAUCCCGCACAAGUGUUCGAUCUGAUGAACGGAGGGCCACAUCUGGGCUUGCGUCUGUUUCAGAAGUUCGACACGUUUCGUAUUCUGGUGUGUGGAGGCGACGGCAGCGUUGGAUGGGUUUUAUCAGAGAUAGACGCACUGACUUUACACAAACAGGUACAAAUUCAUUCACAAACGGAUACAUGUUUCCUCUGCCCUGAUUGGCUGUUCUGUGUUUCCUCUUCCCUGAUUGGCUGUUCUGUGUUUCAGGUGCAGCACAUUCUGACCUAUGAGGACUCAGUCGCUGCUCAUCUCUCCAAAAUCCUAACGUCCGAUCAGCACUCUGUGGUCAUUUCAUCCGCCAAAGUCCUGUGUGAGACGGUUAAAGACUUUGUUGCAAAAGUCGGACGUGCUUACGAGAAAAACACCGAAAACCUAGAAGAAUCAGAGGCCAUGGCUAAAAAGUGUGGUGUGCUAAAAGAAAAGUUGGACUCGUUAUUGAAAACGCUUAACGAUGAAGCCCAGGCCAGCAGUGUGAUGUCUGCGCCUCCACCCACCAUCGCUGAGGAGCAGGUGGAUGGGGAGGGUGUGGUUCUGGCUCCGCCCAUGGCCCCGCCCACUGCCCCGCCCCCUUGCUCACCUCGACCGCCCGCCGCUAUCUUCAAACCCCGAGAGCAGCUGAUGCUUCGCGCCAACAGCCUGAAGAAAGCCAUCAGACAAAUCAUCGAGCACACGGAGAAAGCGGUGGAUGAACAGAACGCUCAAACGGAGGAGGGUUUACCUUCCCUACCGGCGGAGGAAGAAGAGGAGGAUGAUGGUUCAGAAACGUUGUCUCUGCAGUCGUCAUACAGCAGCAGAGCGCGAGCCAGCAGACGAGCGUCUAAGACUCCAUGUGAGAAGCUCAUCAGUAAAGGAAGCCUGUCCAUAGGCAGCUCCGCUCAGCAGAACAUGCCCAUGCUGAACACUAAGAUCCUCUACCCAAGUCUCAGAGCUGGUGUGUCGGGCUCUUUUAGUGGCUCGGUGAUCACCAGGCUGCUGGUCAACGCUGAUCCGUUCAGCUGUGAUCCGGAGAACCUGGAUCUGUACACGGAGAAAUGUGUGAUGAAUAAUUAUUUCGGGAUCGGUCUGGAUGCCAAGAUCUCUCUGGACUUCAACAAUAAACGUGACGAGCAUCCAGAGAAAUGCAGGAGUCGCACUAAAAACAUGAUGUGGUAUGGAGUCCUGGGAACCAAAGAACUUCUGCACAGAACAUACAAGGGAUCUGUCUCUGGGGCGCAUCUAGUUUGUGAUGGGAGGCCGAUCCCUCUUCCCAGUCUCCAGGGAAUCGCCGUGCUGAAUAUUCCCAGUUACGCAGGAGGAACCAACUUCUGGGGCGGAACUAAAGAGGAUGAUACAUUUAUGGCGCCGUCGUUUGAUGAUAAGAUCCUGGAGGUGGUGGCUGUGUUCGGCAGCAUGCAGAUGGCUGUUUCUAGAGUUAUUAAUCUACAGCAUCACCGUAUCGCACAGUGUCGAACAGUGAAGAUCACUAUUCUGGGAGAUGAAGGCGUCCCUGUGCAGGUGGAUGGGGAGGCCUGGAUCCAACCGCCCGGAUACAUCCGGAUCCUGCACAAGAACCGCACACAAACCCUCACCAGAGACCGGGCGUUCGAGAACACUCUGAAGUCGUGGGAGGAUAAACAGAGAGGCGAGAUUCCUCGGCUGGUUUCCCAGCAUGCAUCGCAGCCGGAGAUCGUUUCUGAAGACGAAACCACUCAGAUCAGCCUGUUCGGACAAGCAGCCGGUGCACUUAUACACAGUAUCAGGGAAGCAGCACAGUCUCAUCACACCAUCGAGCAGGAAUUGGCUCAUGCAGUCAACGCUAGCUCUAAGGCCAUGGAUCUGGUGUACGCAAACUCCAAAAGCAGCGGGGGUUUGACCUGUAAUGUGGUGAUGGAGAUGGUCAGUAAUGUCAAAGCUCUGCACAGUGAGACCCAACUGCUGCUCGCGGGAAAGAUGAGCCUGCAGCUGGAUCCUCCUCAGAGAGAUCAGCUGAUCGGUGCGUUGAGUUCAGUCACUCAGCAGUUACGCAGACUCACAGACAUCAGCUGGCUCAGUCAGCUCAUCGACCCGGCUGACGACGAGGGUCAGCUGUCUGAUUUCUCCAAGCGCAGUCGUAGCGCUAAAUUCCGCCUCGUGCCCAAAUUCAAGAAAGACAAAAACAACAAAAACAAGGAGACGUGCGCCGCCCUCAACAUGCCAGUGAAUACGUGGGGUGUGGAUGAAGUGGCCGUCUGGCUGGAGAUGCUCUGUCUGUCCGAGUAUAAGGAGAUCUUCAUCAGACAUGAUAUCAGAGGACCAGAGCUGCUUCAGCUGGAGAGGAGAGACCUGAAGGAUCUGGGAGUUACUAAAGUCGGCCAUAUGAAGCGGAUCCUGCAGGGAAUCAGGGAUUUGAGUCGAAACAGCACAGCCAGCGAAGCCUAAACACUCCGCAGCCAAUCAGAUGCCUCGUUCGGACGUGACUCACCCGGCCAAUCAAAUGCUCAGUCACGACUGAAAGCAGCCAUACUCCGCCACUCGACUCGACCAAUCACAGUGCCUUCUGUUCUCCACCUGUGUGACAUCACUUUGGGGGAAGCUAUUUUACUAGCUAGAAGGGGGAGAUUUAUCAAGAGCCAUCAGAGGGUCGUACCAAUAUCACAGACUUUGAAGAGCAAAUCACCAUUCAGCCAACAUGAAAUCCACACUCAGCCUUUUUUCUUGGAAAUACUUUCACUUUCUUAAAGUAACAAAUGUUUGUCUUCUAAAUCUGCCAUCAAAACUGAAUAACUUCCUCCACCUCUCAAGCAGCUUUUCAUUUCCGCUGAGGUCACCAAGGCCUAAAAAUUAUAUCAACCAAUAAUCUCAAACCCCACGUUUCACGAUCCAAUCAAAUCCCAUGGAUAACAGUAUGUCCCGCCCUCCAUUAUUUUUUUUGUUAAAUAUUCAAUUUCAUUUUAAAAAUGAAAGGUGUGGUGAAUGCUGUUUCAUGUUGUCUUGAAGCUCUGUGGCUCUGUUCAGUGAGCUGCCUUUGUCUACUGCCUGCUUUCUGAGCCACCAGAGACUCUCGAAAGAUUUUCAGUCCGACUGAUCCUCAGAUGAGAGCAAAAUACAAGAUACAUUUAUGCAUUUGGCUGAUGCUUUUAUCCAAAGGGACUUGCAUUGCAU